Molecule: messenger RNA, 3930 nt
Organism: Syzygium oleosum
Lineage: Eukaryota; Viridiplantae; Streptophyta; Magnoliopsida; Myrtales; Myrtaceae
Product: conserved oligomeric Golgi complex subunit 1
Exons: 6
Coding region: 155-3376 (1073 amino acids)
Biological process (GO): intra-Golgi vesicle-mediated transport
Cellular component (GO): COG complex; Golgi apparatus
Source: RefSeq, a predicted model, not a curated record
UCCUUCUUCCCUCUCUUUCUCUCUCAAGAUCCGGACCGUCCGUUCCCCCUUCGCGGAUCGCCAAUGCCGUUGAUCCCCUGAAGCUUCGUUCGGCGGCGAUCCAGCGCCCCCGGAUUGGUCGGCGGGCGCCGGGGAACCACCACCGCCAGCGGCGAUGCGGGUCCAGUCGCCGCCGGCCGCGGCGCCGGCUUCGAAGGGCGGCCAGCAGGACGCCGAGUCCCUGUUCCGGGCGAAGCCCAUCGCGGAGAUCCGCCGCGCGGAGGCCGCGACGCGGAGGCAGAUCGAGGACAAGAAGGAGGAGCUCCGGCAGCUGGUCGGCACCCGGUACCGCGACCUCAUCGACUCCGCCGACUCGAUCGUCCUCAUGAAGUCCUCCUGCGAGUCCAUCUCCCGGAACGUGUCCUCGAUCCAGGCCUCCAUCCUUUCCCUCUCCUCCGAAACCACCCCAACCCCCACCCCCGCCGCCGCAUCACGGAGCCCUAGCCGCCACGACCCCGCGCGGUUCGACGUCUACGGCAUUGCCUGCCGCGUCAAGUACCUCGUCGACACGCCGGAGAACAUCUGGGGCUGCCUCGACGAGUCCAUGUUCCUCGAGGCCGCCGCGCGGUACCUGCGCGCGAAGCACGUCCAGCACGGGCUGGUGCGGGACGGCGGCGAGGGGGGCGGCGGCGGCGAUCCCAAGAUCUUGGCCAACUUCCCGCUCUUGCAGCACCAGUGGCAGAUUGUCGAGAGCUUCAAGGCGCAGAUCUCGCAGCGGAGCCGCGAGAGGCUGCUGGACGGCGGCGGGCUCAAGAUCGGGGCUUACGCGGACGCCUUGGCCGCGGUGGCGGUUAUUGAUGAUUUGGAGCCGAGGCAGAUUCUGGGAUUGUUCCUUGACAGCAGGAAGUCGUGGAUUCUGCAGAAAUUGGCUACUUCCUUUGCGAAUCCUACUUGUUCGGACGUCGUCGCCGUGUUCUGCGAAGUGCUGAGGGCGAUUCAGGUCACUAUGGGCCAAGUAGGUGAGUUGUUCUUGCAAGUGUUGAACGACAUGCCCCUGUUUUACAAAGUCACGCUGAGUUCUCCACCUGCAUCUCAGUUGUUUGGUGGGAUUCCAAACCCUGAUGAGGAGGUCAGGUUGUGGAAAUCUUUUCGGGAUAAACUGGAGUCGGUGAUGACACUGCUCGAAAAGGCGUAUAUAGCUAGUACUUGUUUGAAUUGGCUUAAGGAUUGUGGACGGGAAAUUGUGAAUAAAAUGAGUGGCAGGUACCUGACGGAUGCCAUCAGUAGUGGUGAGGAGAUAGCAUUGGCGGAAAAAUUGAUUAGGGAGACCAUGGACAGUAAGGAGGUUCUGGAAGGCAGUUUGGAUUGGCUAAAGAGCGUUUUUGGAUCAGAGAUCGAAUUACCCUGGAGCAGGAUCCGAGAACUUGUAUUGGAAGCUGAUCUGGAUCUCUGGGAUGAGAUAUUUGAAGAUGCAUUUGUUCAGAGGAUGAAAUCGAUCGUCGACUCGGGAUUUGGAAAUUUGACCAGGGAUGUGAAUAUAGCCGAAUCGAUUCGUACCAUUGAGGGGACACCUGGUGAGAAGAUAGAUUUCCGGGCAUAUCUGAGCAGACCUUCCACUGGUGGUGGAGUCUGGUUCAUAGAGCCUAAUGAUCGGAAGACUGUCACACUUCCUUCCUCAAAAGCACAGGCCGAAGAGAGUAGCUUCCAGACCUGUCUUAGUGCAUAUUUCGGUCCUGAAGUUAAUCGGAUUAGAGAUGCAGUAGACAAUUACUGUCAGAGAGUUCUUGAGGACCUUCUGCACUUCUUAGAAUCUCCCAAAGCAGCAAUACGACUAAAGAAUCUGGCAAAAUAUCUGCAAGAUAGGUGCUAUGAGUAUUUGUCUAGCAUAUUAAUGCAACUUAAGGGUGAGGUUGACAGCCUCAGCACUGCACUUGAGAAUGCAAAGAGAGAGAGUCAUACACCAUAUGCUGCCAUAAUUGUGGAAAGAUCUCUCUUCAUUGGGCGACUGCUGUUUGCACUCCAGAAUCACUGUAGACACAUCCCAAGAAUUUUGGGAUCGCCAAGGUUCUGGGUAAAUGAAUCAAUUUCAGCAGUUUUCGACAGAUUACCAGGCCUUUUGGGGCAAUCCCGUGGAGUAACUGAUUCUCCUGUCAGUGACAGCUCAAUUCGGCAAUCACCCAUGGGUUCUAGAAGACAUACCUCGUUGGCCACAGCUGCAAUACUUGGAGCUGAUGAUAUACCAAGCCCGAAGUUCAAAGAUUUUUCUGCUACUACACGAGAUUUAUGUGUAAGAGCUCAUAGCUUGUGGAUAACGUGGUUAUCAAUGGAGUUGUCAACAAUCCUAUCUCGGGAUCUUGAACAGGAUGAUGGAUUAUCAUCAAUAACUCCUUUGAGGGGUUGGGAAGACACAGUAAUCAAGCAAGAGCAGUCUGAUGAUGGCCAGUCUGAGUUGAGGAUGUCGCUCCCCUUCAUGCCUUCUCUCUAUGUCAUCUCCUUUUUAUUUCGAGCAUGUGAAGAAAUUCAUAGAAUUGGGGGUCAUGUGCUUGACAAGUUAAUUCUGCAAAAGUUUUCCCUGCAGCUUUUGGAAAAGGUGACUGAUAUAUAUGGAAACUACCUGUCUACUGAGGAAGCUAAUGGUUCUAAAGUGUCAGAUAAAGGAGCUUUGCAAGUUAUGUUAGAUUUGAAAUUUGUGUACGAUAUUCUUUCCGGAGGUGAUUCCACCAUGGAUGAGGAGUUGUCUAGAAGUUCAAAGCCAAAGUAUUCAUUUAGGCAAAGGGAUCAAAGACAGAAAAAGUCUGCCAUCGGAUCACGUAUAGAUGGAUUGGUACAUCGUCUUUCACAGAGAUUGGAUCCCAUAGACUGGCUCACGUUUGAGCCAUAUCUGUGGGAGAAUGAGAGACAAUCAUAUUUACGGCAUGCUGUCCUCUUCGGGUUCUUUGUACAACUUAAUCGGUUGUAUGUGGAUACGGUGCAGAAACUGCCCACGAAUUCAGAAUCAAAUAUUAUGAGAUGCUCUACAGUUCCCCGAUUUAAGUACCUUCCAAUCAGUGUACCCGCAUUGUCUUCAAGGAGGACAUCUAAAGCAACUACUGGUGUUCCUAUAGAUGGUUUUUCAUCGAAAAGUCCGAGAUCUUAUAGUAACGGAGAACUUUCUCGAACAAUUGAUUUGGACGACAGAACGUCUUCUGGAGUAGCAGCUCCAUUGUUGAAGUCUUUUAUGCAAGUUGGCAGCAGAUUUGGAGAGAGCACACUGAAACUGGGAUCCAUCCUGACUGAUGGUCAAGUGGGCAUAUUCAAGGACAGGUCAGCUGCUGCCUUAUCGACGUUCAGCGAUGUUUUACCUGUGCAGGCUGCGGGUCUUCUUUCAUCCUUCACCGCAACCCGACCAGAUGCUUGAAUGAGAAUGCCUUACUCUAUGCCAAUUGAUAUUUGCAUUGGAGUCCAAGACAGGUAAAACAUAAAGCCUUUUCACGUUUUGCUUCCGGCUUUCUUAAGUUUCACCUGAGACUCUGGGGUACUCCCAGAUAAGUGGUGCGCCCAAAAGCUAUUUUUCUAGGGUGACGGAAUGAAAAAGAGAAUACCUUUUGGAUUGGGAGUGAGGGGGCAAGAGCUUGUGUUGGUGAAGCGAGAUCAAGAAAGGCUUCAUAUAUGUUGUGGCGUGCCUGAAGGAAUAAGUGAGCUGGUUCAGCAUUUUUUAUUACAUACCUUUAUUAGGCGCAGACGCUUGUAAAGCAUAAAAUGGUUGUUAUACUAUGAUAGGAGAUGUCGGCAGUGUUGAGGGAAGUUCGUUUUGUAAAAAAAAUUCCAGGUGAGGCAUAUGCUUGGACAGACCGCUAUGAGAUGCCCCAUCAUGUGCAGAUCACUUGUUUUUAUCAUUCAAAUUUUGUUCCUCUCAUGAAUUAUUUCAAUUCAUAGACAAAAUUAAGUUACAACAAUGUAUAAUUUUGGCUC